GUGGCGGUGCGGUCCGGGGGGCUGGUCAGCAGUGUGUGUGUGUGUGUAUGCACUCUCAACGGAGCUGCAGAGGCAGGACUAUGCCACCAAGCCACUGUUAUUAUGAGCCCACCGAUGACACCAGAGUGUGACAUGAGGGAGAUGCUGACUGGCUGAAGGGAUGAAUGAACACAUGAAUGAGUGACUACCUGCUCCAGGCUGCUGAAAUUUUAACCACUGGGUUCUGGGCACUUUAUGCUGCUCGGGGAGAGGACCAGCACUGGGACGUAGUCAGGCUGUGGCUCUGUGGGACAGCCUGCCGUUGUGCUCUGAGUCCGGAGUGCACUGUCAGAUGGAGGUCACUGAUCUGGAUCUGGAUCCGGACCCCCGGGCGGAGAGGUCUGAAGGAGAGGGUCCGUGCGUCCCGAGCAGUCCUGGGAUAGAGCCUGUUGUGCUUGAGUAUCCUGCAGGGUAUGAUCCGUACGGGGAGAAGAUGCCGUUCCACCAUGUGACGGCAGGAUUGCUGUACAAGGGGAACUAUUUGAGUCGCUCACUCUCUGAACACAGCAACAGCGAACAGCUUGCCAACAUCUCGGUGGAGGAACUAGAUGAGAUCCGGGAGGCGUUCAGGGUCCUGGAUCGGGAUGGCAACGGGUUCAUCUCCAAGCAGGAGCUUGGCAUGGCCAUGCGCUCACUAGGGUACAUGCCCAGUGAAGUGGAGCUGGCAAUCAUCAUGCAGAGAUUGGAUAUGGAUGGUGAUGGACAGGUGGACUUUGAUGAGUUCAUGACGAUACUCGGACCGAAGCUCCUGUCUUCUGAAACACGGGAAGGUUUCCUUGGAAACACAAUCGACAGCAUAUUCUGGCAGUUUGACAUGCAGCGGAUUACACUGGAGGAGCUGAAACACAUCCUUUUUCAUGCCUUCCGGGACCACCUGACGAUGAAGGACAUAGAGAACAUCAUCAUCAAUGAGGAGGAGAGCUUGAACGAGAACUCCGGGAACUGUCAAACAGAGUUUGAGGGAGUUCAUCCCAAAAAGAAGAAUCGGCAGACGUGUGUGCGCAAGAGCCUGAUAUGCGCGUUCGCCAUGGCCUUCAUCAUCAGCGUCAUGCUCAUCGCGGCCAAUCAGAUGCUGCGCAACGGAAUGGAGUAGUGACAUCACUGUGAGCGCGGCGGAGCCUGCAUGUGCAUGUCUGUCGAUGAAGUUGUCAAAAAUUAACCAACAAACUCGAGAAACAAAACCAAACACCUCACUACUGAAAAGAGGAGCUUUUUAUUCUUUUAUUAUUUGUAUUCUCCCGUUACUUUUCCACGCGGACCAAGUGACACAGGAAGUGUACGUCGAGCCAAGCCAGCAUGUUACACGGGGCCUCAUCUCUCAGGCAGGGACUUUAAAGGGCUGACUUUCUGCUUUUCGUGCCACCUCUGUUCCCUAAUGCAAUAACACGCAGGAGUUCAUAAGCCGUCACUGUCUCCUCCGUGGCUUUAGAUAUUUCAGCAGGGAUUCGCUGAUGAGCUUCUGCUGGGCUCGGGCCUGCCGUGGAUGUAGGAAGGCAAAAGUAAUUGGCAACUCCUUACACCUUGGUGGAGGGAGAGUUACAGCAUCUACUUCGGAGACUAUUUAUGUCUGCUCUAGCCAGAGUGAUUUUCUGGCCCAGGGGAUGGUGGGAGGCCGGGGAAGGAGCGCUCGUUGUAGUCCAUAAUUAAAUCCAUAGUCAUCAGCUCCAAAAAUCCAUCGUUUUAAUCAUUUCAAAUGUGUUCUGCGAUUAAACUGUGUGAUCUUUCUGUGUCUAAUGCUUUUUAUGAAUUGGUUUGUAAGGAGCAUGCCCACGCAAAAUAUUGAAACACAACAGAAAGUUCUGCAGAUUUCCACAGAAUUGGAACUACCAUCAUUCAUAAGUUCUGUUUCCAUGUUUGUUCCAACAGUUGUUUUGUUCAAACUGGCGACACGCACAAGUAUAUCUUGAAUGCAUUGUAGGUUGCUUUGGAUAAAAUGAUCUACCAUAUAGAGUGCUGUGCAGCCGUGACAUCAAAACCCAGAAGAGUAAUUCGCCAUGGGUUCCCUCAAGAUUUUCCUAUGGGUCUUAAUAUUGGGGUUUUUAUAAUUUUGAGGGGGAAAAAAUGUGUCGUAAAUUUAAAUUGAUGAUACUUGGACAUUUUACUCUACAACAUAAAUUACACACAAUCAUACUAAAAAGUUAAUUUUGAAGCAGUUAUGCUUAUUUUGAAAAAAUACAUGUUUGUAAAAAAGUAACUACAUAGUAACUACAGAGUAACUACAUAGUAACUACAUACAAAGAAUGUUUUGGGUGUGGGUGUGUGCAGUUCAUGUUGUACAACAAAACGUUCAAGUAUCGUCAAGUUAUUGUUA
This is a messenger RNA of Sinocyclocheilus grahami, 2350 nucleotides long. Its product is annotated as calcium-binding protein 8. Gene Ontology annotation, molecular function: calcium ion binding. The record is from RefSeq and is a predicted model, not a curated record. Lineage: Eukaryota; Metazoa; Chordata; Actinopteri; Cypriniformes; Cyprinidae. Bases 332 to 1132 code for a protein of 266 amino acids. The transcript is spliced from 6 exons. Gene Ontology annotation, cellular component: trans-Golgi network membrane.